Glycine soja is the source of this 1185-nucleotide messenger RNA. Its product is annotated as transcription repressor OFP8-like. The record is from RefSeq and is a predicted model, not a curated record. NCBI's taxonomy places the organism in Eukaryota, Viridiplantae, Streptophyta, Magnoliopsida, Fabales, Fabaceae. The transcript has a single exon. Gene Ontology annotation, biological process: negative regulation of DNA-templated transcription. The coding region runs from base 147 to 1001 and encodes 284 amino acids.
AUAAUUUUCCUUUGAUUUGAAAUAAGACUUCCCUUUGGUUGCGGUUUCUCAUGCAUUUAUAUCACCUCCCUUCCCUGGUCUCUCCCCAUAAUCCUCUCACUCUUUGCAGUAGUAAGUAGUACCGUCUCAAUCACUCACUGUUGGCCAUGGAAAACCAAAACCGUCUCAAACUUCGAAUCUCUCGCAUGUUCCGAUCCUCAUUCGGGUCGUGCAGGACUCGUAACCUAACCGAUGUAAUGGAAAAAGCGGUGUUUGCACCACCCAACCCCAUCGAAGUCGAACAACCCUCCCCCAAAACCAUCAACAACACUUGCAUCCUGUCGUUUAAGGAUUCUCUUCCCAGGCGCAAAAUCUCGGAGUGGUCAUCACCUUUUGUCUUGGGUGGCGGCAGCAAAAACAAAAACAACAACCUCAACCUUAACCUCGGUGUCAUGCCGUGCCCACCCACUUCCUCAAACAUUUCCCUCAACACAGUCCACGAACAAGAUUUCGGUUACGACGACAAAAAGAAGGUUUCAACGAAAAACUCGAGGACCAAGAAGAAGAAGAAGAAGAAGAAGAGACGUGCCCAGAACAAAAGGGAGUUUUUCCCUUUCAAUUCAUGCGCCAGAGACACCAACUUUGGUGGAUACUGGUGGUAUAGCAGCGACGAAGAUGACGAAACCGACACCCUUUUCUCCUCCAAAAGCCUCUCCUCGGAUUCCUCACGCUCCCGGCGCCGAUGCCGGCGCCGCGAAAAUGACCGGAGCUCCGACAUGGGUGUUCUGCCGCUGCACGGGAAGGUGAAGGACACGUUCGCGGUGGUGAAGCGCUCCAGCGACCCUUACAGUGAUUUCAGGACUUCGAUGCUCGAAAUGAUAGUCGAGAAGCAGAUUUUUUCGCCCGCGGAUUUGGAGAAUCUCUUGCAGUGUUUUCUGUCGCUGAAUUCGCAUCACCACCAUAAGAUCAUUGUCCAUGUCUUCACCGAGAUUUGGGAGGCUCUGUUCUCUGACUGGUUUUGAUAUUAGAGAGAGAUUAAAUAAGAGGGAGAAAGAAAAUAACCACUAUCUUAUCUUCUUUCUCUCUGUUAUUUGUGUUAAUGUUAAUUAGUUCGUUCCUAAGGGAAUUAAUUAGUUCAGUCCUUCUAACUUGCUUUGCAUGUAUGAUAUGAUAUUCCAUCUUCUGCUUCUCAAUUUUAUUACUGAA